CUGUCCUUGCGCGAAGCCUCUCGGGCAAACCAAAGGCCCUCUUCCUCCGUCUCCGUUGCCUUCUUGGAUCCCUAACCUCCAUGGAUUCCACUCCUCCUUGGAUCCCUAGCUUGGCUCUCGUACCAGAGAGUAAGAGUGAGAAAAAAGGAAGCAUUUUGAGAUGUUUGUGAAGAUCUAUGGGUUUCUAUUGUGAAUGAUUUGGUUUGUUUUGGUUUUUGUUGAGUUUUGUGAGUGUAUCUAAUGGAGGAGCUUGUUAAGGUUGCUUCUUUGCCAAGGGAGAAGUUCUUCCCCAUUUACAGGAAAAAAUCUGUGGCUCUUUCUGCUUCUGCUCAAGACUUGAGGUCCUUGGAGAGCAACAAGGAGACAAGAGAAGCCAUCGAAGACUUAUCUCCCAGAGGAGUCCUUGGAGAUAGCUUUCAACUUUCUGACUCAUGCUCAUCGAAGGCCAGCACAUCUUCUUGUGAACAGCAAUCAGUUCAAAGUGUUUCUUCACCUUGGCGGGGAUUGUUUCGCAUUUGGAAACCUAAAUCAAUGAGAAGGUUUUCUACUUUCUCUCAUGUCGGAGUUCCAAGAAUACCAAGAGGAAGGAGUAACAGAGAAAGUCAGGUGUCUGGUGCUGAUCCUAAUAUUGAUGCCACUUUUUGUCUUUUCAAGCCUUCUUGGAAGAGCUUCAAGCUUUCAGAACUUCAAUCUGCAACCAAUAACUUCAGUGCCAACAAUAUCAUAGGCAAAGGUGGCUAUGCUGAAGUUUAUAAGGGGUGUUUAGAGAAUGGGCAGCUCGUAGCUGUUAAGAAGCUAACUCGAGGAACUGUCGAUGAAAGAACCGGCUACUUCUUGUCUGAAUUGGGCAUCAUAGUUCAUGUAAAUCAUCCAAAUACAGCUAAGUUGGUUGGAUUUUCAAUUGAAGGAGGUGUGCAUCUUGUUUUUCAGUUGUCUGCCCGUGGGAGCUUAGCUUCUGUUCUUCAUGGUUCAAAGAAAAAAUUGGAUUGGAGCGUUAGAUACAAGGUGGCUGUUGGAACAGCUGAGGGUCUCGAGUAUUUGCAUGUCAGGUGCCAAAGGCGCAUCAUCCAUCGAGACAUCAAAGCUGCAAAUAUAUUACUAACGGAAGAUUUUGAACCUCAGAUAUCUGACUUUGGACUUGCCAAGUGGUUGCCUGAUAAGAUGACUCAUCACACAGUUUCAAGUUUUGAAGGAACUUUCGGAUACCUUGCUCCUGAAUAUCUCAUGCACGGCAUAGUCGACGAGAAGACAGAUGUUUAUGCUUUCGGAGUAUUAUUGCUUGAGCUCAUAACCGGGCGAAAAGCAGUGGAUUCAUCACAGAAGAGUCUGGUGAUGUGGGCUAAGCCUUUACUUGAAACAAACAACAUGAAAGAGCUCGUCGAUCCUUCACUUGACAAUGCCUAUAAUAUCAGUCAACUAACUCGAACAAUAAGAACAGCUGCCCUGUGCAUUGAACAAUCAUCGAUAAUGCGGCCACGCAUGUGCCAGGUUAUAAAGGUAUUGAGGGGCGAUGAUGGGAGAUCGCAGUCUCUAAAUGCACGAAAAAAACCACUUCUUCACAGGACAUUUUCAGAAGAACAUUUUGAAAUCGAAGAGUAUGAUGCAACAAGGUAUCUGAAUGAUAUGAAGCAACAUAAGCAACUUGCUCUGAACUUCUGAAAAUCUUGAGAAUUUUUCGUAUUUUUGAUGAAACUAGCUUGGUAAGUUAUACUGCAUUUGUAAAUAAUAGUCCAUGUUUUGAAUCACAGAUGAUGAAAUGAAAAGGGGUUGCUUUUUGUUGGAAUA
Dioscorea cayenensis subsp. rotundata (Guinea yam) is the source of this 1785-nucleotide messenger RNA. RefSeq names its product receptor-like cytosolic serine/threonine-protein kinase RBK2. Bases 241 to 1659 code for a protein of 472 amino acids. The record is from RefSeq and is a predicted model, not a curated record. Gene Ontology annotation, biological process: protein phosphorylation. Gene Ontology annotation, molecular function: ATP binding; protein kinase activity. The transcript has 9 exons. NCBI's taxonomy places the organism in Eukaryota, Viridiplantae, Streptophyta, Magnoliopsida, Dioscoreales, Dioscoreaceae.